Messenger RNA from Drosophila elegans, 4843 nucleotides. It is a transcript of the gene pwn, whose product is annotated as mucin-5AC. Gene Ontology annotation, molecular function: calcium ion binding. The record is from RefSeq and is a predicted model, not a curated record. Lineage: Eukaryota; Metazoa; Arthropoda; Insecta; Diptera; Drosophilidae.
GAGCGUUCGAACGGUGCGCACCUGUUGGCGGUUUCUUGCUUGUCUGGUUGGUGAAAUUUUCCAUUAUUUCGCGUUAUUUAUGUGCAAAAUCUAAUUGAAAAUAACGUGCAACAGCGCUGCACGCAAAAACAUCAAUCAAAUCUCGGCGAUUGCAAUCGUGUGAUUGAUGGAAACGCUUUGAGCUUAAACACACACGGUCAAAGCCAAAACAUGCCUCGCCAAGGCACGGUUCAUCAAUAAAAGAAACGAAAUACCUUUGAUAAAUAAUAGAAACCCCUGACAAUAAGCCUCAAAGAGGUAAAACAGUGACGUAGUUUAUGCAAACAUGCGACGAAAGCCACAGAAUUUAACACACAACACACAGUCGAGUAGAUCCGAAGACAGAGGCGGAGGAGGAGGCGGAGUUGGACUGGGACUCGCAGUUGGAGCUGGAAGAAGGGGCCGCGGCACCUCCCAGCAGUCAGCCAUUUCCAACAAUAGAAUGCCAAGAGACCAUCGACACUUGGUGGCCCUGGCCGUGUCGACGUUGCCACUGGCUCUUCUGCUGCUCCUCGUUCAAACAGCAGCUGGCCAGCACGAGAGCAUCUCGCAGAUCUCGCCCAAGUCGAGCAGCCACCGCAGUCCGGCCCGCCUGAGCAUCGAGAGCACCGUGGCGGACUCCAUCAACGGCCUGGCCGAGAGUGCCCCCUCGCCCCGCGACCCCAACGAGAACGAGACGCGGGCGGAGCGGGUGGAGCGCUCGGCGUCGCCCAUUCUGCACGAUCGCCAGCCCGCCGGACCCAACGACGUGCACUUCCCGGAGGAGCUGGAGAAGGACGUGUCCGCCGGGCGGUACUUUCACUACAACAUCAAGCCCACGGGAACGUACGACAACCAGGAGGAGCAGCCGGAGCGCACACACCAGGCGUCCGGGAUCAGGGUCGGGAAAACUCUGUCGCGGAUCAGCAGCAGCACUGGCAGCACCACUGGCAGCAGCUCAGAGCAGUCUUUUUUAGGGCGGGGGGACCUGCGACCGCUUGCGUCGGGGUCCCCGAUCCGGCCGAGUCCGAGCAGUACUGCCACCUCGUCGACGGCGGCCAGUGCCACGCAGGCGCCGCAUAGUCCGCGCCAGAACGGAAACCCCGACAUCCAGGACAUCAUCACGGGCAUCGUGAAGCUGCUGAACGGCAACGUCAAUGUGCACGCCAACACGCAGGGCGUGCGGCGACCUUCGGCCAGCAGGAUCAACAACCGCGGUCCGCCGCGCAUCUCCGAGGCCCAGAACCUGCCCAUCGACUACGAGGCCCAGAAGCCUGGCACCUCGAUGCGGCCGCCCCCCUACCCCUUUGACCGUCCGGAGCGUCCCUUCAUCACCGGCGUGCCCAUUCCCGAGCAGAUUGUGCCCGUGCGUCCGGGCUUCGUGAGCAACCGUCCGCCGUGGUACCGCAACAAGCCACGCCCACCCAUCGCCACCAGUGUGGGCGGCAACCGGCGACCCCUGCCCCAGUACAAGCCCCUUCCAGCUCCGCAGGUGCAGUCCCAACCCUCCAUUCCAGCCCAGGAUCAAGCGGACAAGGAGAAGGAGAAGGAAGCGAGUCACCAGGGGGAGCAACAGGUGCAUCAAACGGGAGACGACAUGGUGCAACCCACCGAUACCACCUACGACUCGGAGUUCUCCAACGAAGAUGCCAAUGCCCAGUACAUCGAGGUCUCCGACCAGGACACGGAUGCCACUGGCGGUGGCGAGGUGGACGACGAGCUGCAGCCGCCUCCCGUCCCGCCCUCUACCACGAGCAAUCCCCCAACGCCCCCAACAACACCCUCGAAGAAGAAACACAAGCCCAAGCCCGGAAGUGACAAGAAGAAGCUGUCGGAGGAGGAGGACGUCACCACCAUCAUUGAGACCAGCUCGGUGGUGCACACCGUGAUGGGCAUGUCCUCCACCUACGUGCCCAUGUCCAUGGACAGUGCGGAGAGCCUCGGUCUGGAUCCCUCCACCGAGGAGGUGAUCUUCAUGACCGCCAAUCGCACCCCCGGCCUGGACACCAGUGCCACCUCCUUGCUGGGCAUCUCCUCGGCCUCCAGUUCGGCCUCGGCCAUCCGACCCACUACCACUACCUCGACCACCACCACCACCAGUACCACCACCAGUACCACCACCAGUACCACCACCAGUACCACUACCAGUACCACCACCAGUACCACUACCAGCUCCACCACAACCACCACCCCGCCAUCAACUUCGAGUUCCACCGAAAGUGCGCCACCUAAUAGUUCCAAUGCUAACACCACUCCGCCCGCCCCCUACCACCCCCGUCCCGGGAUAGUCCUCGACGACCCCGAGUUCAAGCCCGGCGGUCGGCCACGCCCACCCGGCCAGCGGCCGCCUCCCCAGCAGACCAUGCCCCUGCCGGCGGUUCAGCCCACGCGCCAGCAUCUGCCGCCCGGCUACGGGGAGAUCUUCGACGUGACCCUGUCCGCCAUCCAGGGCCCGGGGCCCAAGGGCAGUGGCUCCCAGCAGACGAUCAACAUCAAGCCCUACGGCAGCUACGCGGCGGGUGGAGGUCAGGGCGACAUCAUCGUGUCGGCUUCAGAUCCCCCAGCGGGGGCCACGACCCCGGCCACCCGACUUCCCCAGCUGCCAGGCACUGGCUCGGGAUCAGGAUCAGGAUCUGGAUCAGGAUCGGGAUCCUCACCAGGAGUGAGUGUUAGUGGUGGUGGUUUGCCCAGCUCCCCUGCUGUGCCGCCCAACGCGGUAACUCAGAGCAGUGGAGGCUAUGUGGUGCCCGAAACGGAGGUGGUGGACCUGCAGGGGCACAGCAAGCCGCAGGGCGGAUCCCCGACGACGAAUGCCGGACCCACGCGACCGCAUUACCGCCAGCGACCCACGCAGCCGCCCGUGAGGAUCGACACCUGCAUUGUGGGCGACGACUCCACCUGCGACCAGGCCCAGCACGAGCGCUGCAAAACGGACAACGGUGUUUCUAGCUGCCACUGCCGACCAGGCUACUCGCGACGCAAGCACCGGGAGCCGUGCCGACGGGUCAUCUCCUUCCAUCUGGGCAUGCGCGUGGACCGCAUCUACGAGCACAGAAUCGUCUGGGACACCAAACUGAUGGACAAGCACAGCGAACCCUUCGGCCAGCUCAGCUACGAAUCGAUUCGGGCGUUGGACUCUGCCAUGUCAAUGACGCCCUACUCGGACGAGUUUAUGGAGGCGAAGGUGAACAACAUCUACCGGGGCGAUCCGAACCUGGGCGGAAGCGGCGUCUAUGUGAACUUGACCAUCAAGCUGGACGAGAGUGUGGAGACUUUGCGACCCAACCUGCGCAGCGACGUCCAGAAGCACCUUCUGGGCGUUCUCCACCGGCGGAACAACAACAUCGGCAACUCCGUGUUGUACGUGAGCUCCCCGGAGGGAGCGGUCUCGGCCCUCCAGGACCUGGAUGAGUGCCAGUCGCCGGAGCUGAACGACUGCCACCCCGGGGCCAGCUGCAGCAACACCUGGGGCAGCUUCCGCUGCGCCUGCGAGGCGGGCCUGCGCGAUCCGUGGGCUGACCAGCCGGCGCGGUCCGGACGCGAGUGCCAGGCUUGCGCCGACUCCGUGUGCAACAACCACGGCACCUGCAGUUACGGCGAUGACGGCGCCCAGCUCUGCUCCUGCGACUCCAGCCACUAUGGCGCCCAGUGCGAGAUCGACGGCGAGGUGCUGGGCGUGGCCAUCGGCGCCUCCGUGGCAGCCAUCAUCAUCAUCGUCCUGACCCUGGUGUGCCUGAUCAUGUGGUCGCGGCGCUGGCAGCGCGAGCAGAAGAACGCCAUGGGCUCACCGGUGUUUGGGUACAUGAACACAGCGCCGCUGAAGUCCGCCGGUCUGCCCCAGGCCGGCUACCAGGUGACUCUGGAGGACCGCAUGCGCUGGGCCCAGAUAGCCGACGUCAUGGCCCAGACGAACCACUACGGGCAGGCUGAGCCGAUCGGACCCACUCGCCCCUCCUCGGCGAUGUUUGCGUACCCCAACCUGGGGGCCAUGGGCAUGGGCACCCUGGGCGGGAUGUCACUUCAGAGCACCAUGCAGAUGCAUCCCAGUGCCACUCUGGCCCCUCCCGUGCCAUUGCCCAGAAGACUUGGCCUGGGUCCCCGCUCAAACGGAAUGCGGACACUGGAGAACUCCAGCUCCAGCGAGGAGGAGGACCGCGCUGAUCUGCUGGGUCGCAACUUCCAAGUGCCACGCCCCAAAAGUCGCAGCAACGGCAGCAUAGCGAACCAAUCCGGCAUCUAUUACGAUGUGGACUACGAGCCGUCCGGCAAUGGGAUCGGCAACUCGAGCGUGGACCACCUGUACGGGUCGCACAACCAGUCCGUGACGCACUCGUCGGGCCACAGCCACAUCCCGGGACCCCAGGGCAUUCCGAUGAGCACGUACACCUCCGGUCGGGGUCCUAGCAGCUACUACAUGAAGUGACCAUUGGCCGAACAGAAUCCACAACCCUGUACAUACGCAACCUAGGCUAAGCCGACUAACACUAAAACCCUUUUCCACUGCAGUCCCCGCGGCGACUGCAGCUGAGACGCGUUUUGAAGAACCCCUUUUUAGCAUGAGAAACGUAGACUUAGGACUAUCCGUAGGUUCCAUCUAGAUGUACACAAUGCAAGCAACAACUAAUCAUUAAUUUUAAAGCCUACUUUAAAAAUUUAAAUUAUUUCACUGCUGUCCACUCAAAGUCAAGUCCCAUAAAAUAGUUGCUUAGUUUAUUUUAACUUAAUUAAAUAAAAUAAAUAAAAUUUUACAUAAUGCAUUAAGUUUACAAAGCAAGAAUGUCUGUUUAUGUAUAUAAAUAAAUAAAAAAUCUAAUUUUACUGUGAA